AUGUCGGUCGUUGAUACCGUCUUGGAGAUCAUUGACAUAGUCGAUGUGGUCGAGGAGACGAAGGAGAUGGUAGACCAGCUUAACGGCCCCAUCAAGCAGAGUUACAAGGACUAUUUCAACGGUAUUAGGGCUGCAUCUCAGGAAGACGGUCAGUGCGGUUCUACAGAUGAUAAGGACACGCAGGAGGGAUAG
Molecule: messenger RNA, 192 nt
Organism: Fusarium oxysporum Fo47
Lineage: Eukaryota; Fungi; Ascomycota; Sordariomycetes; Hypocreales; Nectriaceae
Exons: 2
Coding region: 1-192 (63 amino acids)
Source: RefSeq, a predicted model, not a curated record